AUGCGCGGUAUCAUGCUUAGCAUCAUGCACGCGCUGGUCUUUGCAGCACCGAUCUUUUCCGCAUUUUCCUGCGCAAGUAACUCUACAAACAGUGGACGACCCGCAUAUCGCUUUCUUCCAGGUGAUCCUGACUGGCCAACCGAGGGUGAAUGGAAUAAACUGAAUGAGACCAUUCAGGGACGCUUGAUCAAGGGAGUCCCACUCGCCCACACGUGCUUUGGUCCAACCACUAGCCAGGCUGAAAUUGUCUGUAAUGCCCUCUCGAAUGAUUGGGAUUAUGUCACUCCCUUCCUCGGGGACCCAGUUAAUGUCAUGUCGCCUUAUUGGCAAAAUGACUCCUGCAAUCCGUUCUCAGCCUCUAAUGGUAGUUGCCGCUUGGGCAACAUGGCGUCCUAUGCUAUCGAGGUGACCGAUGCCGCCACGGCAAUUGCAGGAAUGUCGUUCGCGAAAGAGAAAAACCUGCGACUGACGAUCAAAAAUACGGGGCAUGACUACCUCGGUCGCUCCGCUGGAGAGGGUUCUUUGGCUUUGUGGAUGCAUAAAUUAAAGGGGAUUUCGGUACUCACCAAUUACACUGGUGUAUCUUACACCGGGCCGGCGAUCAAGGUCGGGGCUGGAGUCGAAGUAUGGGAGGCCUACUCUGCAGCACAAGCAGAGGGUAUGCGCGUCGUAGGCGGUGGCUGUCCCACCGUGGGGGUAGCCGGAGGGUGGCUGCCUGGCGGCGGCCACGGCCCUCUGACCUCGGCUUACGGGCUCGGUGCGGACGAGGUGCUGGAGUAUGAAGUCGUCACGACGGAUGGCCAUCAUCUUGUAGCUUCCCCCGCGGGUCCCCAUGCUGAUCUUUACUGGGCGCUCAGUGGUGGUGGACCGGGUAAUUAUGCCCUAGUACUUUCUCUAACGAUCAAAGCUCACCAGGAUGGGCCUGUCGGGGGCUUGUCACUAACAUUCACCAACAACAAUGCGAAUGCCUACUGGAGCGCCAUCGCGGCCUGGAUCCGUCACCUGCUCGUAAUCGACCGGACUUUGCCCGCUGUGCACACCUCUGCCACCUUCACCAGCUCGUUCUUUUCUGUCGAUUUCGUCACCUUCCCCGGCGCUACGUCCGAACAGAACAUCAUUAGCGCGAUAGAGCCGUUUCUGGCCCAGCUUAAGCAACUCAAAAUCUCUCUCGCAAGUAUCGAGACCCACCUCUCGCCAACAUUUUAUGACCAUUACCAGUACUUCACCACGGCGUCCAUCAAUGCCACCAACGAAACGCUCAGUAAUCGCCUUAUUCCCCGCAAAACGGUGCAAAGCCAUCUCCCUGCCCUGAUUCAGACUUUUCAAGACAUCAGCAACAUCAAUUCAGCCGCUGUCUUUGUCAUCAACAGCGCCAAUGUGACCCAUCAAAACGUGGGUAACGCACCCGGAUUCAACUCCGUCCUGCCCGCCUGGCGCUACGCACUAUUCGAGUUGAACUUCGGGCUAGAACUUUCUCCGGAAGCAUCGUGGGAUACCAUUCGCAACCAUCAGAUGCAGGUCAACGACUGGGUCGACAGGUUCCGACUGCUCACCCCAGAAAGUGGAUCCUAUAUGAAUGAGGCGACGUGGAACAAUGCGCACUGGAAAGUGGAUUAUUUUGGCUCUAAUUAUCCACGCCUCGCAGCGAUUAAAGCUAAGUAUGAUCCAGAGUACUUGCUUUUUGCGAAUGCAGCAGUGGGCAGCGACGUAGCAUGGCGGACAGAUAUAGAUGGCAAUGGGAGGUUGUACAGCCGGUGA
This is a messenger RNA of Penicillium verhagenii, 1758 nucleotides long. RefSeq names its product FAD-binding domain-containing protein. The transcript is spliced from 2 exons. Gene Ontology annotation, molecular function: FAD binding; oxidoreductase activity. Bases 1 to 1758 code for a protein of 585 amino acids. Lineage: Eukaryota; Fungi; Ascomycota; Eurotiomycetes; Eurotiales; Aspergillaceae. The record is from RefSeq and is a predicted model, not a curated record.